Closterium sp. NIES-65 is the source of this 1341-nucleotide messenger RNA. NCBI's taxonomy places the organism in Eukaryota, Viridiplantae, Streptophyta, Zygnematophyceae, Desmidiales, Closteriaceae. The record is from the annotation of a GenBank genome assembly.
AUGGGAGUGGGGUUGGCGAGUAGCAUGAUCCGGUGCAUGGGGCGGGUAACCCUGCUGGGGUCGCUCAUCUGUGGUCAGCUCUCUCCUCUUUUGAGACGGCUCAAAACAGAUCAGCUCCUCCUCUCUGUUAGCUGGUAUGUGGAUUUUCAAGGCGCUUCAGAAGCUCGUGCACAUCACCACAGGCCUGCUCUUCAUGCUCGUCCUGGCCGCUCUUCAUGCUCGUCUGGCCGCCUCUUCAUGUCAGCAGCACCCCUGUUCGUUAGGCUCUUCAGGUCAGCUCUCCCUCCUUUUGCCCGCUUCUCUUCCAUGUCAGCAGCUCUCUUCCAUGUCAGCAGCUCCUUCUCCCUCCUUGCUCCUCCUGGUGUGUCGGCCAUCACAAGCUUCAACGCACGCUUUUCCGCCAGGGUUUCGGGAUACUCACAUGAAUGCGACGCACGUGUUGUAGCGGGUUAUAGUGCUGGUGUCAUCUUCCCAACGAACAAACCCCCCUUCUCCCCCACCCCCUCUCGUCCCCUCCUCUCCUUCCCCUCUCCUCCUCCCCCUUUCUGCCCCUCACACCGCCCCUCCCACCCCACCUCCUUGCAGCACGAGCUUCAAUGCACGCUUCUUUGCCACGAGCUCUUGGGCGGCCCCCUACCCCCUAUACUACAUCCUUACGCUAGCCUUCGUUACAAUCACAUUCUGGCGCUGCCUCCCCUGUUGGGGGCGUGGCACUGGCGCUCAUGUGUGGUGGAGAUGGUGGGUAGUGCAGUGGAGAUGGCAGGUAGUGCGGUGGAGAUGGUGGGUAGUGCGGUGGAGAUGGUGGUUAGUAGAGCAGAAUCCAAGCUGCCAUGCUGGAUCAUGUUGCUCUCUCUUUUUCCAUCCAUCACCCCUCUUGUCUUCAUUGCUCCAGUUUCAUCGUCCCUCCCCAUUGCAUUGCUGCCCCUCCAAACUCAUUGCGCCCUUUCGUUUCUCCUUGCACUUCCAUUUCUCAUGCAUCGCCCUUCAUUGCGAUGCCAUCCUCCCUUUCCAUAUCUCACUCUCCCUCCAGGCAUCGCUGACAUUGUGGGGCGGAGAGUAGGUUCCGCAAAGCUGCCGUGGAACGACGAGAAGAGCUGGGCAGGGAGCAUGGCCAUGCUGCUCUUUGGAUAUGGGCUCGCCCUCUUCACCAUUCAUCUCUUCAUAGCAGCAGGAUUCUACUCCUCUGAUUGGCUGCUGCUGCCGAACCUGCCUCUCCGAGUCUUCCUGGUCAGCCUCGGAGCUACAGUGGUGGAGUCACUGCCAAUCAGCGAUAAGCUAGACGACAACCUCACUGUACCGCUCUCCACCGUUCUGUUUGGGCUGUUACUGCUGCAACAGUGA